This is a messenger RNA of Sitophilus oryzae (rice weevil), 1192 nucleotides long. RefSeq names its product protein arginine N-methyltransferase 6 (gene Art8). Gene Ontology annotation, cellular component: nucleus. Gene Ontology annotation, biological process: peptidyl-arginine methylation. The record is from RefSeq and is a predicted model, not a curated record. The transcript has 6 exons. The coding region runs from base 69 to 1130 and encodes 353 amino acids. Gene Ontology annotation, molecular function: protein-arginine N-methyltransferase activity. NCBI's taxonomy places the organism in Eukaryota, Metazoa, Arthropoda, Insecta, Coleoptera, Curculionidae.
GUUUUAGAAUUAGGUUGAUGUAUGAAUAUACGAUUUGAAUUUGAAAAGAAUAAAAUUUUAUAAAAACUAUGGAUAUUGAUAAUAUAAACAGCACCUAUUUCGAAAAUUACGAAGAUUUGGAGAUUCACAAAUUAAUGUUAAAAGACAGUACAAGGAACAAUGCAUAUCAAAAAGCUAUUCUGAACAAUAAAAACAAUAUUUUAAAUAAAGUAGUACUAGAUGUUGGUGCAGGUACCGGAAUAUUAUCAAUACUGUGUGCUCAAGCAGGUGCCAGGAAAGUUUAUGCAGUUGAAGCCAGCGAAACUUAUAAAAUAGCCAAAGAAAUUGUUAAGGAAAAUGGUUUUGAAAACGUUAUAGAAGUUAUUCACAGUAGGAUAGAAGAUCUCACUGACUCAGAAAUACCAGAAAAAGUUGACGUUAUUGUAUCAGAAUGGAUGGGAUUCUACCUCCUUCACGAAGGAAUGUUAGAUUCAGUUAUAACAGCAAGAGAUAGAUUUUUAAAAAGCGACGGUUUAAUUUUUCCUGAGUCUGCCGCUAUAUAUGCAUCACCCUGUAGCAUUCCAUCGAUGUAUAAUGAUUGGAAUGAUAUAAGUGGAGUUUCUAUGCAAUCAUUUGCCAAGCUUUUGAGGAAUGAAGCUCUUAAAAAACCUUUGACAGAAAGCCUGUCACCAAAUGAUCUACUAUCAGAGCCCGAGGUGGUAUCUUGGAUAGAUUUGCGUGAAGUGACCAUAGAAGACCUUAAAGAAUUUUCUUUCCAACACGUAGCAGUCUCUACAAAGACAGCCUUAUACCAAGGAGUCUGUUUAUGGUUUACCUGUACAUUUCCUUUCUCUGGGUUUGAUGAACCGGUGGUACUUUCCACUGCACCCGAUGAACCCGGUACCCAUUGGAAACAGACGCUCAUAGUACUGCCUGAAUCUAUAAAAGUUGAGCCUGGAAGCCCGAUUUGUUAUGAUCUAGUUAUGAGAAGGUCAGAAAGUAAUAGCAGAAGGUAUAUCAUUGAAAUAGCUAUGCUGGACCCGGAUGAAGUGGAACACCCUGAAUUCUGUUCGUGUUUCAUGACCAAAUGUAUUUUAGUUAAGGCUGUGUUAAAAAAAUAUGAAAAAGGUGUAGAUGUACCAAUGAAAUAAUAUAUUUUAUAAAUCAAAUUUAUAUUUUAUCAAUAACAUAAUAUAGUAUUUGUAUACGGAGG